AUGCCUGGUCUUUUGACUCCAGAUGAAGCGGCUGCCAGCCAUGCCGACCUCGUUCGGAUCCCGAGUAUCGUCUUCUUCGCCGUGACGCCAAUCUUUGUCGCCAUCAGAUUCUGGAAUCGUAUCUAUAGGAGAACAGGGCUGGGAUGGGACGAUUACACAGUUUUGGUGUCAUUUUUUUGUACCCUGCUGGUGCAAAUUUUCAUGAUGAUAUCAGUCAACUAUGGAUUCGGCAAACACAUUGGGACAUUAUCGGUCCCAGACAGGCUGGCUGCUCUCAAGUGGUUUUACGUUGCGCAAAUCUUUUACAAGCUCACCAUCGGCCUCACCAAAACGUCCAUUGUUCUCUUGUAUCUGCGAAUCUUUGUCCAGAGGUGGUUUCGCAUCUGCUGCUACAUCAUGUUAGGCAUCGUCACGGCAUAUGCCAUUGCCAGCACACUCGUGUCCAUCUUCCAAUGCAGCCCAAUUAGCGGAGCCUGGGACAAGUCGUCCAAACCUACAUGUGUCAGUCUGACGCAAAACUGGUACGCCAACGCUGGUUACUCGAUUGCCACCGAUGUUUUGAUCUUGCUGCUGCCGAUGCAGCCCAUUUGGGCAAGCAAACUGCCCCUUAGCCAAAAGAGAGCCUUGAUGCUUGUCUUUGCUCUUGGUAGUUUUGUUACUGUGACAUCUAUCAUGCGUGCCACGACUCUCAACUUCUCGACAACUAGCCCUGAUACGACCUUUGACAUUGCUUCGACUCUGUGGACCAUUAUCGAAGAAAAUGUGGCCAUUAUCUGCGCUUGUUUGCCCAUGUGCCGUAUCGUCCUGGCCUUUCUCUUCCCCCAGACUUUCGGCAGCAAUAUUGCUUCCAAGGGCUCUACGGGAGCAUCUGGCGCUCUGGGAUCAGGGAGUCGCAACAAAUUCGGAUAUGAACGCUCCACUUCGCCCUCACGCCGCCAAAGCUGGAAACCCUACUCUGGACCAGGUGGAGAUACUGUCACCCGCAGCGUGGCCGCCCACCAGAGCGACGAUACGAGCGAGGAGUUUAUCCUCACAUCAGUGCAGAGACACGGCUCGUCAGACGACCAGGAUGGAGCAAUCCGCAAGACUACAAAGUACGAAGUCUCGUACGAGACCGGACCAUACAAAAAUUAA
This is a messenger RNA of Trichoderma gamsii, 1134 nucleotides long. RefSeq names its product integral membrane protein. The coding region runs from base 1 to 1134 and encodes 377 amino acids. NCBI's taxonomy places the organism in Eukaryota, Fungi, Ascomycota, Sordariomycetes, Hypocreales, Hypocreaceae. The transcript has 5 exons. The record is from RefSeq and is a predicted model, not a curated record.